AUGGAAGAAGGCCAGGCUCAAAUAUUCAGAGGAGUAGUUCCAAAGAAAAAUGGAAAUUGGGGUGCUCAAGUCAGCGUGAACAGGAAGCCAUUGUGGCUUGGAACUUAUGAAACUGUGGUAGAAGCUGCUAAUGCUUAUGAUAGAGCCAAUCUGAAGCUUCGUAGACUUUCAGCUCUUAAUAUUCCAUGGUAUGAUAGACCUCAAGAGAUAGAGUUUCAAAGUAUGUAUCCUUUUGCAACCGUCAUAUCCAUGAUAAAAAAUGGAACGUAUACGCAGAAUUAUGCAUAUUUCAUGACAGAUGAGGCUAUUCUGGCCAGAAAUCAAUGUCUUGCUGGUGCUAGGAACAGACAACAGAGUUCUGGGGAAACUGGAAUUAGUGGUGUCACAGAGGUGCAUAACCCAGUUAAGCUGUUCAGUGUACGAAUUGGUUAA
Beta vulgaris subsp. vulgaris (sugar beet) is the source of this 432-nucleotide messenger RNA. RefSeq names its product AP2/ERF and B3 domain-containing transcription factor At1g51120. Gene Ontology annotation, biological process: regulation of DNA-templated transcription. The transcript has a single exon. Bases 1 to 432 code for a protein of 143 amino acids. Gene Ontology annotation, molecular function: DNA binding; DNA-binding transcription factor activity. The record is from RefSeq and is a predicted model, not a curated record. Lineage: Eukaryota; Viridiplantae; Streptophyta; Magnoliopsida; Caryophyllales; Amaranthaceae.